AUGGCACAACCGCAUAAGUUUGGGCCUGGCUCUGGCCUGAUUUCUGGGUUGCGGGCAGGCCUUGCUAUUCGAUUGACGGCCCAAGGUGUCUACCAUAAACUAACACUGUACCUCGAUCUCUCGCGCCCCAUCGAUCAAAGUGCCGUUGCCUCGUCGUAUGCCUGCCCGGCCCGCCUCCCCGAGUCCGAAACGACCAAAUACACAGUUGGAUAUACAUGUUCGGUGCGGAACACCGAUGACACGAUUGCGCCCUCUACACCUAUCGACCAAGCCUUCGUUACUCUCAAAGCCAAACAUACUCGUCACCGCUACCAUCUACUACGCUCUACGAAAUAUCGCCAGUCGGUCCCAUGA
This is a messenger RNA of Fusarium verticillioides 7600, 354 nucleotides long. RefSeq lists its product as hypothetical. Lineage: Eukaryota; Fungi; Ascomycota; Sordariomycetes; Hypocreales; Nectriaceae. Bases 1 to 354 code for a protein of 117 amino acids. The record is from RefSeq and is a predicted model, not a curated record. The transcript is spliced from 2 exons.